UUGCUUUCCGAGUUUACUCCACAAGCUAUAACAUUGAAGAGUGCAAUAUGUUCUGACUUAGAUAAAGAAAGAAAGCAACUGUGAAAAACACAAAUCAAACAAAAGGGGAUAAGGAAGAAAACUUCUUCCUCAGUGGAGCUAGCCCUUCUUCUAGACCUAGCUAGAUUACGACUCCUUUCUUUGAUCUUCUCAUUUGUUUUGUGAGAAAAUGAGAGAAAUAUUGAAUUCAGCAUCACAAACCAUGCUCAACCAAAGUUUGUUCGAGGAUCAAGAUAUGUCAUCACAACUUGGAUUCUUCGCCUUCUCUUCAAACCCUUACAAUCUACCCUUUGGGUGCAGUCAACCUUCUCUAAAAACUCUCACAGCAGUAGCUGGUUCAUUGGCUGCAGAUACACAAACAACCCUCUCUGAAUCUGCUACUCAAAAGCAAAAAGAAGAUGUCACUUCUCAUUUUGGAGAACCCCCCCAGCUCCGUUCUUUACAAAGAUCUAAUGCAAAUCUGUGGGCAUGGGGAGAAGUGAAUGAUUGCAUGAACUCCAAGAAAAAUGGAGGAGAUAAUUAUUUGGGAGUGGCAACAAUAAAGAUGAAGAAGAUAAAGGCCAGGAGGAAGGUAAGAGAGCCAAGGUUUUGCUUCAAGACCUUAAGUGAAGUGGAUGUUCUGGAUGAUGGGUACAAGUGGAGGAAAUAUGGACAGAAAGUGGUAAAAAACACGCAGCAUCCCAGGAGCUAUUAUCGCUGUACACAAGAUAACUGUCGUGUGAAGAAGCGAGUGGAACGAUUAGCAGAAGAUCCCAGAAUGGUUAUAACAACCUAUGAAGGAAGACAUAUACAUUCUCCAUCCCAGGACGAGGAUGAUUCACAAGCUUCAUCUCAAAUGAACAACUUCUUCUGGUAGUCUACAAGUUGAAUACAUUUCUAUAUAUAAAAGUUGAGUUUAUAUGCGUAGUAUAAAGUUGUAUGUUGUGUGUUUUCCAUGGUGUAACUUUCUGGUAUACACUUUUGAUUUUGCCCAUUUUCUAUUCAUAUAUACUACAUCUUAAUACUACGCAUUUGAAUUCAACUGGGCAUACGUAAGUUGAAGUUUUCAACUUAACUUGUGCAUCCUUUGAUUCGUAGUUAUAAUGUGUGUAACAUGUCAUGUGCCCUUGUUUUAUUGGGGCUUGCAUGCAUGCUAAUGUAAUACUACUAGUUUAUGUUGGAACUCAGGCAGUUGGAUUAUGAUUUGUUCUUU
Molecule: messenger RNA, 1231 nt
Organism: Coffea eugenioides
Lineage: Eukaryota; Viridiplantae; Streptophyta; Magnoliopsida; Gentianales; Rubiaceae
Product: probable WRKY transcription factor 57
Exons: 3
Coding region: 209-895 (228 amino acids)
Biological process (GO): regulation of DNA-templated transcription
Molecular function (GO): sequence-specific DNA binding; DNA-binding transcription factor activity
Source: RefSeq, a predicted model, not a curated record